Cynocephalus volans (Philippine flying lemur) is the source of this 2027-nucleotide messenger RNA. It is a transcript of the gene CCNDBP1, whose product is annotated as cyclin D1 binding protein 1. The record is from RefSeq and is a predicted model, not a curated record. Gene Ontology annotation, biological process: regulation of cell cycle. The coding region runs from base 79 to 1137 and encodes 352 amino acids. Gene Ontology annotation, cellular component: nucleus. The transcript has 11 exons. NCBI's taxonomy places the organism in Eukaryota, Metazoa, Chordata, Mammalia, Dermoptera, Cynocephalidae.
CGGAAGUGGAGCGGCUGUCGCAGUGCGUUUGGGGCGGCGGCGGCGGUGGCAUUUGCAGGCUUCUGCGAGCGACUUGAGAUGGCGAGCGCAGCUCCUGCAGCCACAGUUCCCACCCUGGCUCCGCCUUUGGAGCAGCUCCGGCACUUGGCAGUGGAGCUGCGGUCGCUGCUGCCUCCAGUGCGGGUGGGUGAAGCCCAGGUGACCACCGAGGAGUUUAAUCGGGAGAUGUUUUGGAGACGACUCAAUGAGGCAGCUGUGAAAGUGUCAAGGGAAGCCACGACUCUGACCACAGUCUUCUCUCGACUUCCACUGCCAUCUCCACAGGAAACCCAGAGAUUCUGUGAACAGGUCUGUGCUGCCAUCAAGGCAAUUAUUGCAGUAUACUAUUCACUUCCCAAGGAUCAGGGGAUCACCCUGAGAAAGCUGGUACGGGGCGCCACUUUGGACGUCGUGGAUGGCAUGGCUCAACUCGUGGAAGUGCUUUUUGUUACUCCAGCUCAGAGCCCUGAAAACAGUGAUCUUAUCUCCUGCAACAGUGUCUGGGUUGCGUGCCAGCAGGUGACUCGGAUACCAAGAGAUAACAAAGCUGCAGCCCUUUUAAUGCUGACGAAGUGUGUGGAUUUUGUAAAGGAUGCACAUGAAGAAAUGGAGCGGGCUGUGGAAGAAUGUGACCCUUAUUGUGGCCUUGUGAAUGACACCCACCAUGAGGAGGAUGAUGUGUUGGGGUUUCCAAGCAAUCAGGACUUAUAUUGGUCAGAGGCAGAUCAAGAGCUCAUAAUCCCAUGCCUUGCACUGGUGAGAGCAUCCAAAGCCUGCCUGAAAAAAAUCCGGAUCUUAGUGGCAGAGAAUGGGAAGAAGGAUCAGGUGGCCCAGCUGGAUGACAUUGUGGAUAUUUCUGAUGAGAUCAGCCCCAGUGUAGAUGAUUUGGCUCUAAGUAUAUAUCCACCCAUGUGCCACCCAACUGUGCGAAUCAAUUCUGCGAAACUUGUAUCUGUUUUAAAGAAGGCACUUGAAAUUACAAAAGCAAGUCAUGUGACUCCUCAACCAGAAGACAGUUGGAUUCCUUUACUCAUUAAUGCCGUUGAUCAUUGCAUGAACAGAAUCAAGGAGCUCACACAGAGUGAACUUGAAUUAUGAGUUUUCAGGCUCAUUUGUACUCUCCUCUCUCACCAUCAUAGCCAGGCUCUGAUGUUUGCUUUUAAAAUGGGACUAGAAUGCUUGAUGGAUUGAAAGGAGGUUCCUGUCUAUAUUUAACAAGAGAUAAUAUUACCAAAGAUUGUUGGUUAGGCUACACGUAAUUAUUUAUAAACUAUAUGAAUGUGAUGUAUUUUUCUAUGCUAGAUACAAAAAGUAAUUGCAUGAGUUUUUGUUCCUAAACCACCUCUCAGAGAUUCCUAGGGAAGCUGCCUUAUUCCUUAUUUGCAAUAAAGUAUGUUGUCUCAUUGUUAAAGAUGUCGAUGGUCUCAGUAAAAUGCUAACCUACCAGUAAUUAAAUGAGUACUCUUCCAAAGUUUAUUCCUACCAGAAAUACAGUGGGUUGAGACUAGAACAUAGCUUUCAUUUGGGUUUAUAGUCUAAAGAUCUGAUUUUGAUCAGAAGUAUAUUUAGGACCAGCCCGUGGCUCACUUGGGAGAGUGUGGUGUUGGAAACACCAAGGCCACAGGUUUGGAUCCCUAUAUAGGGAUGGCUGGUUUGCUCACUUGGGAGAGCAUGGUGCUCACAACACCAAGUCAAGGGUUAAGAUCCCCUUACCAGUCAUCUUUUGAAAAAAAAGUAUAUUUAGAACAAAAACACUUUAAUUUAUUGAGAGAAGACUCCAAAGCCCCUACUAGUAUUUCAGCAUGUUAUAUAAUAUUAUUCUUAUCAGUAAGUCCUUCUGAAUAUUAUCCCAGUUUACUGCAUGCCUCUAAAAUAUAUUGGUAUUGAGCUUAUUUAUUAGGUUUGUUCAUCUUAUUGAACAGAUUUGUUUCCCUUAUGCAUACCUGUAUGUUGUUAUCUGUUAUAUUUUACAUAUGUCCCCAAGUGUA